CUGUCCAUAUUGUUUCAUUACUUCAUCCAGCCGGUCAGCUUGAUGUUUUGUGGUCAUCUAGGUAAAAGUGAACUUGCGUCUGUAGCCAUGGCCCUGUCGGUGAUAUACAUAAGCUGCAUAAGUAUCGGGAGAGGUUUAGCAUUCGGUGAAGAUACAUUUUUCUCGCAGACGUACGGGAGUACGAACAAAAAGAAGAUGGGUAUAUACUUGCAAAAGGGCCUUAUAUUCGGAAUAUUAUGCACUUUUUUUAUAUGGUCACUAAUCAUCAACACUGAAAAAAUAUUACUGCUUCUUAGGCAAGAGCCGGAAGUAGCUAGAAUGGCUCAACUUUACAUUGAAUAUUUUAUGCCCGGAGCUUUGGCAUAUUGUUGGAUAUUCACACUGAUGCGAUACCUACUGUGUCAAAACAGCGUCCUACCUAACCUCCUCAUCUGCAUGGCCAGUUGUGCCUUCAACGCUCUGCUACAUUAUCUGCUCGUUUACGUUGCCAGUCUAGGAAUUAGAGGUUCAGCGAUAUCCUUAGCGCUGACUUACUACAUCGUCCUCCUACUGCUCGUCUCCUACAUCUACUUCAGCGGCAUCUACCGAGAAACGUGGCCAGGCUGGAGCCGCGAAUGUCUUGAAAAUUGGAGCGAGUUCGGUAAAGUGGCUGUCUCAAGCAUCUUCAUGACUUUCAUCUUUUGGUUUUGCACUGAAGUCGGAACAUUUUUAGCCGGACUUUUGAGCGAACAGGACAUAAGUGCCUUUUCAAUUUGUUUUCAGGUCGAAGGUUUUGUCUGGAUGAUCCCACUGGGAAUAGGAAGCGCGAGUACAGCGAGGAUCGGUCAAUAUUUGGGAGCGAAAAAACCCAUGGGAGCUAUUACAACUUGUAGAGUUGCAUUGACUGUUCAAGGAGGCGUGUCGGUGCUAAUGGCGUCGGCUUGCUUUUUCCUCAGAUACUACAUCCCGAUGGCUUUUACUCAAAAUGAGGAGUUAAUAGACUUCACUGGUCGCAUUAUGCCCAUAGUAUCAAUAUUUUUACUUCUCGAAGGUUUUGGAGGCGUAGGAAUAAGUAUAGUACGAGGGACGGGCAGGCAGACAUUAGGAGCUGUCAUCAUCUUCAUCAGUUUCUACGUCUUCGCAUUGCCAAUUGGAAUCCCGCUGAUGUUCGUAACGAAUCUUGGACUAGCUGGUUUAUGGUGGGGCUACGUCAUCGGCAUUGGAGUUCAAAAUAUCUGCCUGUUUGCAUUCGUCGCCAGGAUGAAUUGGCAGAAAGAGACUGACCAGGUACAUUUCUGA
Molecule: messenger RNA, 1278 nt
Organism: Helobdella robusta
Lineage: Eukaryota; Metazoa; Annelida; Clitellata; Rhynchobdellida; Glossiphoniidae
Exons: 14
Biological process (GO): xenobiotic detoxification by transmembrane export across the plasma membrane
Cellular component (GO): membrane
Molecular function (GO): antiporter activity; xenobiotic transmembrane transporter activity
Source: RefSeq, a predicted model, not a curated record